This is a messenger RNA of Didymodactylos carnosus, 1440 nucleotides long. The record is from the annotation of a GenBank genome assembly. NCBI's taxonomy places the organism in Eukaryota, Metazoa, Rotifera, Eurotatoria, Philodinida, Philodinidae.
AUGGUGUUGAAAUUAGAAAGCAAAAUAAAAGAGAAUGCUACUUCUUCUAAUACUUCAACUUGCUUUUAUACCAUCAAAAGAGGUUGUGCUUCCGCCAAAGGAAAAUUACUUGACGCCAUAGGCAUCUUUACCUUAGAUACAGGUGCUGCUGUUAGCAUUGUCAGUUUAGACUACUGGCGGCUUUUAAAAGGAACUGAAGCUGUUUUCCCUUAUUCUGGAGCUGAUAAUGUAGGCCCAGAAGGCAGUUCUAUUGAACCAGUCGGCUGGGUUGAAGCUGAUAUUACUUUAGCAGGACAAACUUUUAGACAUCCGGUUGUUCUAGCUCGCAAAUUCAAUCAAAGAGUCUUGAUAGGAACCGAUUUCAUGCUCGAAAUAGGUUUAGUUUUAGAUGUACAGGAUGGAAAAUGCUGGUUGAGAGAUAAACCGUUGUCUAAAUUUUUGCUAGCUACUGAUCUUCAGCAGGCCAGUCGCUUGGACAUACCCGUCUACGCUGUUCAUAAAAAAAGAAUUCCACCCUUUCAUCAAACUUUCAUCACGGCGCAAACACCAUUGGAUAUUAGCGGACAAAAGUGGGAAGCCACUACCACUUCUGCGAGUUCUCGACUUUCCAUUGCCAACAGUAUUGUUACUGUUGAACAGAAUAUCGCUAAUGUUAUGGUUGCUAAUCUGACACCACAAUGGAGUUAUAUUCGUCCUGGACAGAAACUCGCUUUCCUUGAUCAUUUUUCUUCUGAUUCUAGUCUGCAAAAAUCUGAUGGAUCACUUCAAGAGCAUCAGGAUACAUGUACAUUUAUUACACAAGAAUCACCGGUGUCUGAUCCGAAAGAAGGACAAUCUAAUUCAUCUAAUUCUGCUGAUAACUGUUCUAAAGACAUUUCAGCUACUAAAUGUGUUAACAGUCCAGAACUAGCAACAUCAUUAUUUAUAGCAGAGAGAAAAUUUGACAAUCACAUUGAAAAGAUUAGACGACGAUUGCUAAGUCAAGAUCUAAUUGCACGUCGGAUCGAACAUGAGAAAAUCAAGAUUCGAAAAGAUGCUGAUGUGGGUGAAGGAGAUUUCGGUUCGUCUUUAUCGCGUUUUGUUAAUAAUCAAAGUACAGUUGAGAGGCCAGAUCCCUUGACUGCCCUCGUUGUUCGUUCUUUAGCUGAGAAUACCGAUCUUGCGCAUAUUUCGCCAGCCAAUCCUCAAUUUUAUUCACAAAUUGCUGAGAAGCAAUUGGAGACGUUCAGUGAUUCUACAGAUAUACCUGGUGAUUGGCUAACUAAACUUGAUUUAGCUUCUUCUGGCUUCUCCUUGAACCAAGAAAAUCAGUUGCGGCAACUUCUCUUUCAGUAUUCCGACAUUUUCUCGUCAAAACCGGACCGUACUAAUAUAGUUAAACAUCACAUUGAUGUUGGUGAUGCCAGGUCGAUAAAACAAGGUCCGUACCGCCUUUUAUAA